Messenger RNA from Empidonax traillii (willow flycatcher), 1131 nucleotides. RefSeq names its product RAN binding protein 1 (gene RANBP1). The coding region runs from base 152 to 850 and encodes 232 amino acids. The record is from RefSeq and is a predicted model, not a curated record. Gene Ontology annotation, cellular component: centrosome; cytoplasm; nuclear pore. Gene Ontology annotation, molecular function: GTPase activator activity. NCBI's taxonomy places the organism in Eukaryota, Metazoa, Chordata, Aves, Passeriformes, Tyrannidae. The transcript is spliced from 6 exons. Gene Ontology annotation, biological process: nucleocytoplasmic transport; positive regulation of mitotic centrosome separation.
CUGCAACUUCUCCCUCUCCCGCCCCUCCCCGGCCCACCCGGCCGGACCCCUCGUGCCGCAGCAGGUCCCCCACGUGCUCCUUGUCGCGGCCGUGUCGCGAUAGCGCGACCCGCGCUCUCCCGCCUGCUUGCUGUGGACGGUGCCUUUUCUCAUGCCGUCUGUAAUCGAUCGCUCGGGCUCAGGAUGGACCAUGAACUGCCAGGCGGGAAGUGCUGCUCACACAGGACAGGACAAUGAAGCACACGAGGAGCACGAUACUUCUACUGAAAAUACAGAUGAUUCUAACCACGAUCCUCACUUCGAGCCUAUAGUUUCCCUUCCUGAGCAAGAAAUAAAAACUCUGGAAGAGGAUGAGGAAGAACUCUUCAAGAUGCGAGCGAAGCUUUUCCGGUUUGCGUCUGAGAACGAGCACCCCGAGUGGAAAGAGCGAGGGACGGGUGAUGUGAAACUCCUGAAGCACAAGGAGAAGGGAACAAUUCGCCUCCUGAUGCGGAGGGAUAAAACUCUCAAAAUCUGUGCAAACCAUUACAUCACACCCUUAAUGGAGCUGAAGCCCAACGCUGGGAGCGACAGGGCCUGGGUCUGGAACACACACGCUGACUUUGCAGACGAGUGCCCCAAGCCUGAACUUCUGGCAAUCCGAUUUUUAAACGCAGAGAAUGCACAGAAAUUCAAGGCAAAAUUUGAAGAAUGCAGGAACGAAGUAGGCAAGAAAGCAAAGAAAGCAGGCACAGACAAAAAUGAUAGUGCUGAUAAAGUGGCUGAAAAACUAGAAGAGCUUUCUGUAAAGGAAGAAAGCAGAGAAUCUGAGAAGAAGGAGACCAAGGAAAAAAACGAAGAAAAGCAAUAAAAUCAUCCUGGGCCUUGCAGUUUUUCCUUUACUUUUUUUUUUUCCUUGAUUUUGUUUUCUUUUGUUGUUGGUGGUUUUUUUAAAUUUUUUUUACAAGGGACUUUAUAAGGAACACAAUUCAACAUUCAGCUUGUUUUUUCUAAGCUUUUGCCCUUUGGAAGGUGUCUUCAGAAAAAUCCAUUCCCCGGUCAUGAAAAUGUACUGUGCUAACUUUCUUUUCCAUAGUGGAAACACUUAUUUAUAGUCAUCCAAAAGAGUGAAUAAAACAAAUGUGGCAUCAG